Molecule: messenger RNA, 4019 nt
Organism: Orbicella faveolata
Lineage: Eukaryota; Metazoa; Cnidaria; Anthozoa; Scleractinia; Merulinidae
Source: RefSeq, a predicted model, not a curated record
ACCAAUGGUAAUUAUAGUCUACAAUAUUUAGCAUGGGUGUACUGGUCUAAUGGUUUUGAGUGUGCUAGAGUUUGGAUCAAACAGACAUUUAUGCCCUGGUGUGGUCAUUGUUUUAUGUUUUUAGGCAAUGCAGUUUACCCCAGUACCUCUCUUAAUCCAUGCAGAUGUUACUAUCAAACUUAUAAAACCGUGAACACCAAAAAUAUGUCUGGGAUGUUUAUUGUGUUAUAACCAAUCACAAGCAAGAUCUUCAGAAUACAGAAACCACAGAAAGCGGAUGGAUUCAUGAUCCAUCUGUCAUGGAACUAUAAAUUUAGUUUUUGGUUUUCACUAAUUGUCCCAAGAGAUACCCUCAGCCUUCAUACAUGUAUAUUAUGGAAGUUCUAAAUAAUCGCUAUUCUUUGGUAUCAAGUGCCACAUAUAGUACUUAGCUUGAGCAAAUUUUAAAAAAGAAUUGACAAGCCAAAGCGUACAGUUACUCAAGCAAAGUUACAGUUGAUUUGAAACAGCUAUAAAAUGGGGAUGGUUAAAAAUUUAAAGUUUUGCUCUUUUUGGUAACCUUGCUAUCAUUUUGGCAACUUGAUCUUUAUACAAUCACAAUCCAUAAGGUCAAUGGGCCCCGUGAUUUGGUGAUCUAAAGACUCUGGAAAGAUUAAUGAUGAUAAAAUGCAAUUGUUUCCUAAUUUUGGAAUAAGUUAUGUCUAACAGUAAACACCUUAAUUGUUUACUGUUCCUUCCCAAAUAAAUUUGCAUUAGAUGUAUACAUAUUACAAAAAUUUAAUGAAAGACUUCCAUUUUCACGAAUAUUCCUCAUGACUUUUUGUUGUUGUUAAAAUAACGACCAUAAUUUGAAUAACUGAUUUGGAUCGUUUUGCUUGAGUGAUUCAACUGCUGACCCUGCUGGUCAUACAGUCACAUCUGCCCAGCACAAUGCAUAAUGGUUUGUGAAAAUAGUUUUUCACUUUAAAAAUAUCCCAAACCCUUGUUGCAAGUGUUUAAAUAUGAUGUAACAGCAAUUAUUUAAAUUCUUGAUAUCAAAAACAGAAAAUUUUGAAACAAAACAAAUUUGUUCUAAGACUGACGGAAACUCACCUGUUUUAUGUGGUUGAAUGGAGGGUGUCUCUUGGGACAAAGUGAAAACCAAAAACUAAAUUUAUAGUUCCAUGACAGAUGGAAUGCAUCUGUUUUCUGUUGUUUCUGUGGUUUAAGAUCUUGCUUGUGAUUGGUUGUAACACAAUGAACAUUCCAGACAUAUUUUAGGUGUUGAUGGUUUUGCAAGCUUGACUGUAACUUAAGGAACUUGCAAACAAAUUCAUGCUCAAAUUGUAAUACGGUAAUCAUAUUUCAAAAUUUCCAAAUGGGACAAGACACUUGGCUGGCAUUUCCUCUAGAUCAUCAUUGUACUUUAACAUAUCUUGGCAGUGUUUAUAUACUCUGGGGGUGGUAAAUCGAAAGAUGCGUGAAGUUCCAGUGGGCCCUCUGUAGCAUUCUAUUGGGGUGUUAGUAGGGGUCUUGAUCACCUCAGACAAACUCUUGAUUGGAGUGGCUGGUACAAUAAGUAUAGUUGCAUGCUGAGGGUGUAAUAAUCUGCUGGACAGAUACAUAGACAAAUAAUCUUUAUUUAAUCAGGGUAAAAUUCAUCAGCUUUAAAAAACAAUUUAUAGCCUAAGUUCCAAGUCAUGUGACAGUUUCUCCAGAUGGUGUUUUUAGGGUUGCCAAUAACAACCAUGGACCUAGGUGUUGUAAUUGUAAAGAUUCUAGAGGUUGCUUCUUACCAAAUUUUAAACAACUAUAGGGUGGAGCAGUGCGAGAUGAUAAGUGAUUCGAACUUGGUAGAUUCAAACUGAUUUAAUGACAGAUCAAGUCCAAUAGGUAGUGACAAAAUAGCGAAAACCAGUAGAUCACAGUAUAGUGGAAGUAGUUGUAGGAGUUGUAGUAGUCGUAGUAGAUGCAAAUAGGAGUAGUAGUCGUGCAAGUAGGUGUAGUAGGUUUGAACUGAAAAGCAACAGUUAAAAUUUGUCCUACUUAGAUAGGGUAUAAAAUACAAGUAUAACAGAAUAGAACCAUAGUAAAACUAACGAGACCAUAGCAUGAAACAAAUAUGUGUGAAACAAAUAUACGUGACAAUUAAUACUUGAAACUAUAAAACUGAGACGAUAGCAACUCAUGUCGUAAUAGAAGAAGAUAUCAAUGGCUGUCUUGCAAGAAAGCUUAAUAUAGUGUGAAAGAAUCACAAUUUGGUAGUCAUUUAACAACUGGACUAUUAAUUAAAAGCAACUUGACAAUGAGACUAAGCAAUAAUAGAACUUGUGAAAGCAAUUUCAACAAAACCUUAGUGGAAAGACUAAUUGAAACCUUUUCGUAAAAGAGAAAAGACUAACAGUUCGCAACUUAGCAAAUAAAUAUAAAAAUUAAAACUUACGUAAUUUGGUUGACGACUCGCUCCAAGAGAUAGCAGAGAGACAGCGAAAUACACUUCAAAUAGCAGAAACUCUGAUCGUAGCAUGGUAGCAGUGUAACUUCACUAACAAUCUCUGACUAAAAGUAGUUGUGUGUAUUCUUUUAUUGGCUAUGCUACAUGAAAAACUAAGGCAUUGUGAGAAACAUGGUGCCCAAAAUAGAGACAAUUUCCUGGUGGCCAAAAUUCUAGAACUAGCUACAUGUAUUUAAUAUGUGUGAAAAUCAUAAUUUUUAUGGAAGCUUUGAUUUUGAAAUCAUGUACUUGGCCUGAAUAAUAACUGAUAAUAAAUCAGCAGGAAGUUUCAUAGGAAAUUGAUAAGCGAUUGGCAUUUCAAAACUAACAGGUGUCUCCUUUUUUUAAUCACUGAGCCUUCUGUGGGUAAAUCUGCAUGAUAUCUGUUUGUAGUUUCAACAAUCUUAUGUCUGUUAUGGUAGCCAUGUGUCAUCUUUUCCCAGUAGAUUUUCUCUCUUCAGCACACUUGGUCAGAGUCAGUUGGUUUGUGCAGUUUGGGCAGCACUUUAUUUGAAUACCACUAGGGAGUCACGUGAGCAAUGGCCGAGAGCGGCCAUGUUUUCUGAGCGGGAAGAAAUUUUUCCCUCUGCGAACCUGGAAUUGUUAUUUAAGUUUGCCUCCGAGACAAAUGCCUAUUACAAAAGGUAAAAAGAACAAGAGAGGUUCAAGAGGUUCUACAGAGGAAAAAAUAUCUGUGUUAAAGCGCCCGAACAUGGCGACCGACAAUGCACAGAGCGAAGAAGAAGUCGAAGAAGCAGAAGAGGUUGACACUACAAAAGAACCCAACCUUUACGAUAUUCAAACUUUACUCAUUAGCAUACAAAGAACCACAGAAAAUAUCCUCAAGGAGAACAACAAACUCUCGAACGAAGUUGGUGAACUGAAGUCGUCGCUUAGGAGAUUGGAAAACGAGUUGUUGGCGACAAAGACCGUGCUAAGCGAUGUGCAAAACACCAACAAGGAACUGAGAGUCAAACUUGAUGCAGCUAAACAAAAAAUCUCUCUGCAAAGAGAUGAACUAAAUGAACUGUACGAUGGCUUGGACAAUUUGGAGCAAUAUUCGAGAAAGAACUCGCUCGAAAUUGUUGGUAUUCCUGAAAGUAUUCGUGAAAAUGAAGGCACAGUACUCAAAAUCGCCAAUGCGUUGGACGUUCAAGUAAAACCCGACAAUAUUGACAUCUGCCAUCGAGUGAAAAGAAAGAAAUCCAGCCCAAUUAUUGUACGCUUCGUGAGUCAUAAAGUGAAAUCUUCUCUUUAUAAACAGAGAGUUCGACUGAGAAAUGUACAGUUUGCCGAUAUAUUUCCGGAUGCUACAGCAGCAGAUCGAGUUCAAGCCAGUAAGAUUUUUAUCAAUGAAAACCUGAUGGCAUUCCGCAGAGAGUUGGUGGGAAAAGCUAAUGCUAGGAAAGAAGAGUUAUCGUUGCUAGGAGUGUGGACCAUCGAUAGUAAAGUGUUUGUGAAGACAUCCCCUGGGGGAAGACCUAUUCGAAUUUAUUCUGAACAUGAUUUAAAUAACCUCUAGAUCGUUUGAAUGGUUAUGGUAGGA